Molecule: messenger RNA, 18569 nt
Organism: Anneissia japonica
Lineage: Eukaryota; Metazoa; Echinodermata; Crinoidea; Comatulida; Comatulidae
Exons: 70
Coding region: 284-16663 (5459 amino acids)
Biological process (GO): protein dephosphorylation
Molecular function (GO): protein tyrosine phosphatase activity; protein binding
Source: RefSeq, a predicted model, not a curated record
UUUGCGCAAACCUACACCCUGGUUUGGCAUAUUUUUAUUUAAGGUAAUACCUACAGAAAGGGUGCGGUGACUUCAAACUUGACUGUUUGUGUAGAUUCUUGGAUUUGUAUACGUUAUACAUUAAUUCCCAGUACAUCACCAGGAGUCACCAUACUUCAAUUUUGACAUUUGGAUUUGAUAUCGCGCAAUUCCUCGAUGUGGAUAAGUUAAAUUUCAAGUUUACCAUUGUAAGCGACGCCUAUACAGGGAAACGGUGACACCAGUCCCUUUGCGGAUAACAAAAAUGGGCACGGCCAACAACAGAAUAUUUUUGCCGCUCUUGGUAUUUUUAUUGACGAUUUUUGCAUCUGAAGCUCAAAAUAAUGUUAUCAUUACGAAUAUUAUUCCAAACGUAAAUUCCGGAGAUCCACUUAUAGAGCAUGUGGAUGGUCAUUCCGUUACUGCUCAGUUCACGAUUGGCACUACAGCAGGAAGUGAUUCCCUAAUCGGAGCAAAUCUUUGGAGUUUAUCCUUCUACAUAGCCGAUUCAAGUGAAAAUCUUGUCACUGGGACACGGGUCGAUGCUACUUUAACUAAUCCCAAUGUUGGGGUUACUCCAGGGCAAACUUUUACACUGGAAGGAACAGCAAAUUUAAACCUGGACAGUAAAGAUUGUUCACAGCUUCCUAAAUUUUGUGCAACAUUAUCUGUUAAUCCAUCAGCAUCACCUGCUUUUACUCUAACACCGGACACAGGUUAUUCAACUACGAAAUGCACUGAUAUUAGUUGUGAAGGUGUGGUUAUUACAAAUGUACUACCUGCCCAAACAGAAGACAGAUCCUUGAUCCAAGGUACAGACAACAUUAAUGUAAAUUUGACUGUCACCUUGUCCUCUGACACAAACUAUGCAAGUAUUCAAGGAACUGGUCUGUGGAAAGCAUUUGCUUUCCUUAAUUCAGAAGUUGAUGGAACAGGAUCAAGACUACAAUCCGCUGCUGUUGAUAUGCUGGAUUCUGACGACUAUGGUCUUGAUAACAACGGAAUGUCAGUUUGGCCAAAGAUUCAGGCCGACUUUGAUCUUACUGACCUUAGUUGUGCUGAUUUUGAUUACGUUUGUGUGGAAGUCCAACAGGGUGAUAGGCCUGCUCCUGACUUUACACUCACUUAUCAACCAAGUACAGCUGAUGUUGGCUGUGCUCAAAUACAAUGCACUGGGCUUGAAAUUCUCAGUGGUGCAACUUUGACUAUUACUGCUGGUUUCCUAGAAGAUCGAUCAACAACAGUUGUAUUUGAUGUUAGUUAUCCUACUGGUAAUGCUGGGGUUACUGGCGACAAUCUUUGGGACGUCAAUGUGUAUGCAAGUGCUAAUGCAGAUGGAAGUGGUACAAGGAUUAGUUCUGAACAAGUAGCAUUAUCAACUGCAAAUGCUGGAAUGGACAUAGCAAGUGUUGGGGACUCACUUGAUUUAAACAGCCUAAGUGUUACCAUGGACUUCAGUGGUCAAUAUUGUGGAGACGGCAACAUAAUGUAUCUGUGUGCAGUGCUGACAAAAUCUUCAUCUGCUAGUCCAGACUUUGAAAUCUCGCCAUCGAGUAACACAGUUUGUCAAGCAGCACCUUGUACGGGUGUGUUGAUCUCUAGUGUGAUUCCAUCAACAUCCGAUAGCAUUUUGCAGAAUCGAGAAUCAACAAUCUCUCUUGAUAUAGACCUUACAGCCGAUAGUAGUGCCGGUAGUGUUAGUGGCACAGGACUGUGGGAUGUUGAGGUGUUCACAAGUGCAAGUGACACUACAAUUGCUGCUGUUGUCACUGCUACAGUUACUGUAGGCUCAGCUGAGAAUGAAGAUGUGACUGCUGGGUCAACAAGCACCCUGACAGGAAUAACUGCAGUUUUUGAUCUGACGUCUCAGGAGUGUAUAGAUGUACCUUUUAUCUGUGUACGUGUUUCUCGAGGAUCUCCGUCUGUAAAUUUUCAGUUGAAUGCUAGUAGUACUUUAGAAGGCUGUUUCGUACCGGAUUGUAAAGGAGUAACCAUCACAUCUUUCAGGGUAAUGGCAGAUAACACUCCCUACAUCACUGAAUACCAAACAACAAUGUUAACAGCCUCUGUGAACUUGGUGGUGAAAACAGAUUCCGAUGAUGGCAGCGUUAUUAAUGGCCUAUGGAAGGUUUUGAUAUACUUGAGUGGAAAUGCUGACUGCUCUGGUACAGAGAAUGCUAUCGAAGAAGGUGACCUAUCAAGUCAAAGUACUGAAAAUCUUCCUGCUGGUAACGUUGUUGGCUUUAAUGGUAUCAAUGCAAGUUUGAAUGUCUCAAGCCUUAUGUGUUCUGAUAUGGAGUACAUUUGCGUAAAUUUUACUCAAAAUGAUGGCGAGACAUUUUCAUUGACGCCACUUGUUAGUACAGCAAGUGAUGACACAGAUUGUAGAGGUGUAUUAAUAACAAGCGUAGCAUUUACAGACAGCAUAGAAGUGAUUGAAUUAUCACCUGCCUCGGAAAAUAGCAUCACAAUAACAUCUUUGAAUGUCACCUCUAGUAGUACUGGCGCAAGUAUCACAGGAAUGGAUUUAUGGGAGGCUAUAAUUUUUGUUAAUGCAGAUGAUAGUACAUUCCCAGAUACUCCAGUAGGAUCAACCGAACAAUUAACUAAUAUGAAUCUUGCUGCUGGUAGUACAAUAACCUUUAGUGGCAUAACAACUAAUAUUGAUAUGACUGGUAAGACUUGUCUGGAUAAUGCUAUGUACAUAUGUGUCAAACUACAAAGGCAGUCUUCUUCAAAUCCUGAAUUCAAGUUAUCAGGCUCUCCAACUGACAGUGAUUUAAUUGGUUGUCAACAAGUCACAUGCUAUGGUGUUUAUGUUACAGGAACGACCCUUACAAUCACAGGCGGUGAUGAAAUCAUUGAGAAUUCAUUGUCAUCGCAAAUAACCUUUACCCUUGGAAUAACUGCAAAUGAUAAUAGAGCAGAUGUAUCGGGCAGCAAUCUGUGGGCUGUUUCCUCAUCUAUCUAUUCCACUGAUGAUUUUACUAACCCUGAACUAAUUCCACAACAGAUUACCACUGCAGACGAUGCAAUCAGCAAUGGAAUAGGAACGAUAACCGGAGCAAUGGUAACAUUUAACGUUUCAACUCUCAUCUGCUCCGAAAUUAACUUUCUAUGUGUAAUGCUUGCGAAAGGGGCAGAGGCUGAUCCAAACUUUACGCUCGUCCCGGAUCCAGACAACACAGCUGUACGAUCGUGUGCAAGUCUUACUUGUAAAGGUGUUAUUGUCGAUGAGACCUCUAUAACCGCUGGUGAUGACCCAACCAAUAAUUGGCCAAUUGUCGAAGGAAAGGUGCAGAGUGUAUUUCUAGAUGUGACAGUUACAAGGGACACUACUUCGGCGACUAUAUCUGGAGAGGAUUUGUGGAUAUUUACAGUUUUCCUAAGUAAUGCAAGUGAUGGGUCUGGGACCAAACUCUAUGAGAAUGAUGCAACUUUGGAUAUGUCACAAUCGACACAAGGACUGACCUCUGGUGCUCCAGUGGAAUUCACUAACAUUAAAGUUGAAAACUGGGAUCUACAAUCAUUUUUGUGCAAUGAAGCUGACUACAUAUGUGCAGAGAUAAAAAAGAAUGGUGCUGCUAACCCAGACUUCACUUUUGAAGGAAGCACAGUCGGUUGUAUGCCUCUUCAAUGCCGCGGGUUUGAGAUUGCCGCAAUGACACUGACUGUAAGUGUUGGGGAUCAAAUCAUUGAAUGGCAACAAGGUCAUGCUGUGAACUUAAGUGUUCUCGUGGAUCCUGAUCCAACUUCAGCAUAUACUGAAGGUUCAAGUGACUUGUGGGAUGCAAAUAUCUUCUUUAGUCCUGACCCUCAAGGGGAUGGCAUGCGGUUUGGAGAGACAAGUGCCAAUAAUGGGGCCUGGGAGGAUGUUGAAUUUAUGUCGAUAUCCUCAAUGACAUUGUCUGGUGUUUUGGCGACUGUCAACCUUAAUGGAUCAUGCGACAAUUUACAAUAUAUAUGUAUAGAAAUUCUCAAAUCAAGUACUGCAACAUUUACAUUUGAUGAAUCUGAAAAUGAAAAUAUUGCAUGUACUCAGGUCACCUGCACAGGUGUGGUUGUGGCCUCAUCAAGUUUAACCAUUGAUAGUGGAACUCCAGUUAUUGAAGGAGGAAUCAACCAGAAUGUAAUUGUCACAGCUAAUUUUGUUCAUGAUGACCAAGGGGCUGAUGUGAGUGGAACAAAUCUUUGGGAAGUCGUCGCAUUCGUUAGUGCCAGCGCAUCUGGAGAUGGAACCAGAGAAGCAACGUCAGAUUCCAGGCCGACACCUGUAAGCAACACAUUUGACGACGACAAUGAUCUGCAGUUUUCAAGUGCAAGAGUUGUUAUUAACCUUAAUGAUGUUGUGUGUACAGCUGCCAAAUAUCUUUGUGUUGAAGUGUUGGAGAAUACGGACACAAUAGAUGCCCCUUCCAUUGACUUCACCAUUAGUGGAGCAACUGUAGCUUGUACACCACUUGACUGUAAUGGUGUUAUUGUAACCGACACAGUGUUGUCGGUAACUACCGGUGAGCCAAUCCUGGAGAGAGAAGGCAAUGUAGAUGUUACGUUGUCUCUUGCUGUGACAACAAGUAAUGCAGGUGCAGCUGUCAAUGGGUCGGAUCUUUGGUCAUUAACUGUAUUUACGAAUAAUGCAACAGAUGGCCAAGGAGCAAUUUUAUUUGAAAAAGAACUUCCUGGUACUACAGAUGCCGGUUGGACCGAUGUCGACUUCCACCCAGCAGGGAAUACUUUUAUGUUGAAUGGUAUCUCUGUAACCUUUGACCUAACAGAUAUAAUUUGCCCCUCUAUUCCAUACAUCUGCUUGAAUUUGUCGAAAGCUGAUAGUUCAUCCACAAGCUUUACUCUUGAUAGUAAUCCAGUGACUGCUCUAUCAGAUUGUGUAGAAAUUGACUGCCGAGGUGUCGUUGUUGAUUCUCUUGUAUUGACAUUAAAUUCUCCUGAUGAUGAAGUUGUGGAACAUGCAGAUUCUGAAGAGGUGAACAUCAAUUUUGAGGUGUUUGCCGAAGCAAAUACUGUCCAGAUUUCUGGAGAAAAUAUAUGGCAGUUACGAGUCUUUUUGAACAAUAUGAGUGAUGGAACAGGCGACAGUCAAGGAAGCGAAGUCAUCCCUAAUAUUGGUGAUUCAGCAGAUGAAUCCUUGGGUGGCAGCUCUCAAACAUCGUUUACUAUCACAUCCCUGGCCGCAUCAGUAGAUGCCCAGAACUUUGUGUGUCCAUCCAUGACAUAUCUGUGCGUGGAGCUCUUGAAAAAUCCAAUGGCUCCACAAUUUGCAUUGGAGUUUAGCGAGUUUAUCUCGAGUAUUGUGUGUGAGGAGAUUACAUGCAGAGGUGUGGAACUUACCCAAGUGACUAUGGUUAUUAAUGAAGGUGGAAUAGUUACUGAAUACAUACCCUCGCAUGUAGUAACAUAUACCCUCAGAUUACUUUCGGCAGAAGGUGGAGCAACCAUUGUUGGUAGUAAUCUCUGGGAGAUUACUACAUAUCUAAGUGCUGAUGCAAAUGGCGAGGGAAUGAGGUUUGCUGAAAAGGUUGCAGAAAAUGGAAAUUAUCAAGACACCAACCUUCCUACGGAAGUCACCACCCAUCUCCUUAACGUGAUGUCUAAUUUGGAUGUCUCUGGUGUAGCCUGCUCUGACUUUCAAUAUUUCUGUGCAGAAGUGUCCCGGAACCCAGAUUCAAACCCGGCUUUCACACUAGACCCACAGCCUGAUAGCAGCAUCAGUAGGGUUUGCACUGUGAUCAGAUGCAAAGGUCUACAGAUAAGUAACUUGGAUGUAGCUGUUGAAGGUGGUUCUCCGGUGAUUGAGCUCACGUCUUCUCACAUAAUCAUGGCCGACAUCACAUUACAGAGUGACCCAGAGGUAGAUCUAAAUGGAACUGACUGGGAUGUCACUUUGACUUUAGGAUCGAAUGAUGAGUGCUCGGGCUCAACAGUCACUGCCAAUCAUGUGAGCAUGGCAAAUGUUAUGGUUGGUGAGAGCAUUGUGCUGGAGGAUGUGCAAGGAGAUUUUGACCUCUCAACAGCUUAUUGUGAUGAUUUGACAUACUUAUGUGUGCAGGUGAUGAAGUCUUCAACCGCAACUCCAGACUUCCAGACAUCAUCAGCAUUUAUCACCGGUUUUACAAUGAUUCCUUGUGCAGGUGUUAUUAUUGACAAUGUAACACUGGCAGUUACUGGAGCUGUCUGUGAGGCUAAUAUGUCAUUUCCGUUGGAUCUUGUUGUUGAAUUCCACUUAGCUAGUAACUCCAGAACUUUUAAAGAUAAUGAAGCCUCAAACAUUUGGAACCUAACAUUGUUCACCAGUCCUCAGAGUAAUGGCAGCAUAAUCAGUGGCUCUGCCACUGUCGUUCCAUUAACAGCUGAAGAGUUGGCCUAUGGAGUAAGCACUCUUACUACUCGGGUAUUUUCACUGACUGAUACUCCUUUAAAUACAUAUGGCUUGAUCUGUGAUGACAUGCAGUACCUCUGUAUCUUGGCUUCCAAGCGUAGUGAUGUUACACCAGAUAUUACUAUCUCCUUUCCAUCUGACCCGUCUUGUAUUCCUGUAACAUGCAAAGGUGUUGUCAUUGAUGGUGAUACUGGAAAUUUAGAUAGUGACAAUGAGAUCAAGGAGCAUUCAGCAACUAAUGUUACAUUUGAUUUUGAGAUCGAAUCCAGUGCCUCAAGUGCAGUUCUGAGCGGAACAGACCUGUGGCAAUUCAAUGUGUUUGUCAGUGCAAAUCAGGAUGGCUCAGGAGAGCACUAUGGAGAAACUUUCGCUUCUCUAUCAGACGAACAGAAGAACACCGCGAUAACUACAGCUGGCUCAACAUUGGAGUUCACAGGUAUUGCGGCAUCAUUGAACUUGGCUGAUCUGAAGUGUUUUGAUGAUCCUAAUACCUUUUACUACCUUUGUGUUGAGUUCAUGCGGGAUCCUGCAAGUACCCCAACAUUUAGUAUGACAACAGUUUCUGGAAAUCCUCUGACACCCUACUGUGCCGUUGCAAAUUGCAGUGGUGUUGAGAUCACAGGUACAUCUGUCUCCACCUCAAGUGGUGAUCCAGUUGUUGAAAGAAGUAAUAAUACAAUUACAUUUUCAAUGACCGUCUCAUCUGAUGCGAAUGGGGCCAGUAUAUCUGGUGAUAAUCUUUGGAAGCUUACUGCAGAUCUGAAGGACAGGAAUGGAAAUAACUUCACCCCUGAAGAGAAUGUUGUGAUAUCUGUCAGUGAGGCCAGUAAAGACAUAACUGCAGGAACAGAUAUUCAGCUUUCGGAUCUAACAGUAACCGUAGAUUUAACAGACUUUAUCUGCCCUGCCACAGUUCAGUUAUGUGUUAUCCUGGAGAAAAAUGAUGCUGCUAAUCCCGAUUUCACAUUUAACCCAAAUACUGGUGUCUUCCCAUCCUGUGUAGAUAUUGACUGUGAAGGUGUUGUUAUCACCAGUUCUUCAUUGACGGAAUCCAGUGGUAUAACCUUCAAAGAAGGUGCAAGCAAUCAGGUUGUAGAUCUUGACUUGCGCUUCAUGGUGGCAGAGGAUGCAGGAGGAAUUGAUGGGAGUGAUCAGUGGGCCAUUGAAGUAUUUGUAAAUAGUGAGUCUGAUGGCACUGGUGUUAUGUAUUCAGAAGUGUAUGGUGUACUUCCACAGAAUGUUGCAAAUAUACCUGCCAUUCCUGGUGAGAACUUGGACUUCAGCUCAGUCUCGGCAACCUUGGAUUUCUCCAGCCCAAUGUACCUGCCAUGUGGUGACAUCUUUUAUCUCUGCGCAACCCUUAAGAUGGCUGAUACUGCUUCCAAGAACUUUACCCUCUCUGGUCGUCCAACCGAUGCAUUAUUGACUGCUUGUGAACGCAAGGCAUGUGAAGGCGUCAUUGUAGAAAACACAGAGUUAACAUUUACCACAGAUAAACCAUUCGUCAAGGAGGGCAGUACAGAGACUCUGGAGUUUAACAUCUCAAUGGCACCUGCUAGUGAUUCUUCAACUUUAACCACUGGGGAGACAUUGUGGUCUGUAACAGCAUUUGGCAGCUCUAGGAGUGAUGGUUUUGGUGACCGUUCUGCUGUAGUUGCAGUAGACACUACAGGGGUUGGAGCAGUAGGAGUUACUCCAGGAUCGAAUACAGAUCUCUCAUUACUUUCAGUAGACUUUGAUUUGUCAAGCAUCAGCUGUUCAAGUUUUAUGUACAUGUGUGUGGAGGUAUCGCGCAAUGAUGCAGCAGAUCCACUCUUCUCACUUGAAGGUUCACCAACAGGCGAUGCCCUUGUGGGAUGUUCUCCAAUUGAAUGUAUUGGUGUUCGUGUGACAAAUGGAACUCUUGACAUAGAAUCUUCAGCUAUACCAAUAUUAGAAGGCUUGGCCUCGUUCAAUGUUCAACUGAAUGUUCAAUUCACUACUAAUGCUACUGGAGCUGACAUAUCUGGCAAUGACCUAUGGGCCCUUCAGGUUUUUACAUCAUCUAGUGUCACUGGAACACCCGCUACAACCCCAAAAGUGUUAGGCACCUUGGCUGGCUCAUCCAACAGUCAGCCGAUAACAGCUGGAGAAAGCCUAACCUUCAACAAUUUAAUGGCAGAGCUCAACACUACGGACAUGACAUGUGGCGAUGCCUUGUUCAUCUGCGCAGUGCUAAUGAGGGAUGCAGCAUCGGUCCCAGAGUUCACCCUCAAUGGUUACGAUGAAGACGUGCCUGAAAUAAAUGAUGAAAAAUUAACAGUAUGUGAGCCGGUGACAUGCCAAGGUGUUGUCAUAACCAGUUCAAACUUGACAAUCGUAGAGGGCAGUGAUAUUAUUGAGGGUGACAGCUCAUUUUCUCUUAUAUUUGAUGCUGUGUUCACAUCAGAUGUAAAUGGCGGUGCUGUUGAUGGUGAUGGAAACUGGGCUUUACAGGUGUUCAUCAACGAUGCCAGUGAUGGCUCUGGUGACUCCUUCAGCACAUUAGCGAAUGCCAUCUUAGGGUCAGGUGCUGACUUGAAUAUUGCUGCAGGUGGUACACUCAAGUUUGAUGAUGUCACUGUUGAGCUUGAUCUGUCAAACAUUAUUUGUAAGGGAUUGACAACUUAUUUAUGUGUAGAGCUAAUGAAAGGAGACUCCAGAGAUUUCUCCUUGGAAGGUAUUCCUGAUGAUAGUGUCCUAAGAGUUUGCCGAGAAGUCACAUGUGUUGGUGUUACAAUUAUCAGCAGCACUCUGAUAGUAACAGCGCCCUCUGCAGUCAAGGAGAACCGAGUAAACACUGGGGUAUUGGUUGACCUCUCGAUGACAGCUGCUGCCCUGUCUGCCAAUGUUAGUGGUCCAGGACUCUGGAGUGUUACAGUCUUCACAAACACAGACAACACAGGAAUGGAUGUAACCCAUGAAUUCUCUACGGAAAUUACUCUGACUUCCGGACAGGCACAAGAAGGUGUUGUAAGUGGAAGAACCACUACGCUUUCAGACUUAACAUUUUCAUUAGAUCUGGAUUCUGCCAGUUGUGAAAGUGUUCCAUACAUCUGUGCCAAUAUCAGUCGCAACCCAUCAUCAAGCGUCGAAUUCACUUUUACUGCUGAGAAUAAUGCAGAAACUGCAUGUACCGUCCUUCCAUGCAAUGGUGUUAUAAUCACUGAAAUAGACCUAAGUGGAAUUCCUGAACAGCCAGUAGAACACGAAAGUAGCUACCAGUUCCGAGUGCAGUCAUUAGUCAUUACUGUAUCUCCUGAGAGCGCUUUGCUUGAGACCGGUCAACGUCUUUGGAAUUACACUUUCUUUCCUAACACCCAGCCUGACGGCUUAGGAGAUAGCAGCGGCAUUGAAUACUUAAAGCCGGGUGUCUCCUAUACUAUCCAUAAUGCUGGAAUAAAUAUUUUUCCGGCCCCAAUUGUUACCUUUGAUUUAACUUCUAUUGAGUGCGAUCAGAUACCUUACAUCUGCCUGACUUUGUCUAAAGGUUUCAACCCAACUAGAUCUUUCACCUUGCAGCCAGAUCCAGAUGAUAGCGUUCUUACGACUUGUAUAGAAGUCAUGUGUAAAGGGGUAGAGAUCACAGACACAGCACUAACCAUCAACACGGGCGAUGCAAUAUCUGAAGGAGAUACUUCACAUUUGUUUGAUAUUAGUGCUGUAUUUAGCGUUGAUCCAACUGGAGCGACCAUCUCGGGCACAGGGCUCUGGCAGUUGACACUCUAUGCGACUCGUUCAAGCGAUGGAAGCGGAACAAGAUACUUGGAGCGUCCUUUGACCCUAGGAUCAAAAGCAAACAAUGGUAUCAGUUCCAAUGAACUCAGGUUACUGAGUUUACAGACAACUGUUUCGUUGGAAAAUGAACUUUGUGCGAACUUGAUGUAUCUAUGUGUUGAAUUGGGAAAAGGCAAUUCUCCCCAGCCACAAGACUUCACUCUUUCAGGAGAUUUGAUUGGUUGUCAGCCUUUGGACUGCCUAGGUGUGUAUAUAACAGAUAUGACAGUCACAACAUCCAAUUCAGUCCUUGAAAAUUCAAACAACAAUGACAUUACGUUGUCUGUCACGUUGGACAGCGAUGCCAGCGACCGUGACUCCUCGAUAAACAUGUGGCUCAUCAGUGUGUUCACGAGUGAUAAGGAUUUUAAUGAUCCAACUGGAAGUGGUGUACGAGUAAACGAAGUAUCCGGGUCAAUCAGUCAAGAAUUAGAGGAUCAAGUAUUGACAGCUGGUACACCAUUGGAAUUUAAUCCAGUGGCAGCAUCCUUAAAUAUUCAGACGACUUGUAUUGAUGCAGCAUAUGUGUGCGUGGAAGUCCGUCAAGGCACUACCAUCCAACCACGAGUUGUGUUACUUGGACAGACUAUUGGUUGUACACCAAUUACAUGUAGAAAUGUUGAAACCACAUCAACAUCAGCCUCAAUUGCUCGUGGUGGUAGUGUAAAAGAGGGUGAAGAUUCCGUAGAUGUUGCGAUUGACAUUGUUGUCCAAUCAGAUUCAAAUGGCGCCAGCAUUUCUGGAACCGACCUUUGGAAGAUCAGCAUGUUUAUCAGUAGUACUGAUGGUGAAGGUGGAAAGAUUGGUACCAGUGAAACACCUCUGGUUCUCACAAUGGCUCAGGCUAAUGCUGCUCUCACUGCUGGCAGCCCACUGGAGAUUUCCGAUUUGGAGGCAUCUUUGCCACUCGUAGGUGUCACCUGUAAUGAAGCGCUUUAUAUUUGCAUUGACUUUCGAAAAGGCGAUUCUCCUACUCCUGCAUUUUCAAUGUCUCCAAUGCCAGACAGGGCAACUGCACAAGUGGGAUGUGCUCCUGUUGUUAAUUGCCGAGGCAUUGAAGUUGACUCUACAUCCUUUAGUCUUGAUGUGGGUUCCCCAUUGGUUAGUGCAGAAUCAAAUGACCUUACAUUUUCCGUCAGUUUAGACAUAGCACAUGAUAGUGGAACAGUCAGUGGAGAAAACCUCUGGACACUUACAUUCUUUCCAAACAGUGCAAGUGAUGGAAGCGGGCCAUAUACAUCUUCUUCAACGCUGGUUGUGCCAUUUGCCGGGAAUUCAGAAGUUAUUGCUGGUGUGACAACUGGAUUAGAUAACGUGAAUGGAGCGCUGGACCUGACAGGUGUUCUCUGUCAAAAUGCUCAGUAUCUCUGCUUGACUGUUACCAAGGGCAAUAACCCAGAGACAGAUUUUACAAUCGAAGAUGCAAGUGACCUGUCUACUUGCUCUGCUGUUGAGUGUAUCGGUGUUAAUGUGACGGCCACUGAUUUGAGAAUAAUUGGUGAAUUCACAAUUCUUGAAGAUGCAAACUCGCUUCCAUUUGGUUUUGCUUUGGAUGUGACUUCAAGUUCUGAUGGAGCAUCAGUAGCAGGUUCUGACUUAUGGGAGGUUGCAGUGUACCUGAGUGCUAACAAUGAAGGUACAGGAACACGCGUAUCUGAAUUGUCUGCCACCCUUGAUGAUGCUAGCUCAAGCCUUAUGGCAGGGGCCACUAUAGCUAUUUCAGGAUCUGCAAACCUGGAUCUGGACGGUGUAAUCUGUGAAAAUGUCAACCACAUCUGCGCAAUCUUGUCCAAGUCAUCCAGUGCCUCUCCAGACUUCACCCUCGAGGACGAUAACCCACAAGUGUUUGUUUCUUGUAAACAAUUUGCUUGUGAAGGUGUGGUAAUAACAGACACUGAAGUGUCAGUGAAUCAAGGUGAUCCUAUACUCCAGUUGACAGAGGUAUUUGAUGUGGAGCUGGAUGUCACAUUGACUGCUGCUGAUGUAUCUGCAGAAAUCACUGGAACAGGUCUUUGGGAAGUGGAGGUGUUCAUCAGUAGCAAUGCCGAUGGAUCAGGUGAAAAGAAGGGUUUAGCAGAUGCUGAUCUUACCUCUAGCCAAGCUGAUACAACUGUUGCGACAGGGACGUCUACGACUAUCUCAGGGAUAGGAGCCACUCUAGACCUGAGUGAUUUCAAGUGUAAUGCUGUUGCCAAUUACAUCUGUGUCACGAUAGAGAGAGCUAGUGGUGCUUCUCCACUCUUCAGUCUAGAAGGCCAGCCAGAUAGUGCUCUGACAAACUGUGUGUCUGUUGACUGUGAAGGUAUAAAGAUAACUGGAGUAGGUGUUACUGUCAUAUCUGGAAGCCCAAUGAAAGAAGGAAGCAAUAGUCAAGAGCUAACCUUUGAUGUUGCAGUCAUGUCAGAUGCUCUUUUUGCUGGCAUCAAUGGUGAUGACUUAUGGGCAGCAGAGGCUUUCUUGAGUCCUGUAGCAGAUGGCAGUCAGAGAACAGACUUUAUAUCAGCAUCUAUUCCAUCAAAUGAGUUAAAUAAAGAUCUUAUACCUGGGGUAACAUUUUCAUUGGAAGGCCUCUCUGGAAUAUUUGAUAUCAGUGGAAAGCGAUGCUCUGAAGUUAUGUACCUGUGUGUUGAGAUUGAUAAGAAUGCAGCUGCUGUUCCAGAUUUUGACUUUUCAGACAGUCAGUCAUUGAGUGAUCGAACAGGAUGUACAGAGAUCCGAUGCUUAGGUAUUGGCAUUCAACAGGUAUUGCCAGAUUUUGAUGAUACUGGUGUCGCUGAGGGAGACAAUCAACAAAUGUUCACAUUUGAUGUUGAGGUGUUUCCUUGGGUUGAAAGCAAUACUAUUUCUGGCAGCAACAUUUGGGACCUGAAUGUGUUUGUAAGUCUUUCCAACGAUGACUCCACCCCGAGAUAUGCAGAAACACUUGCAAGUCUGACCCAAAGUCAGCGAGACCUAAUGUUGUCUCCACCAACAGCGCUAGACUUCCAGGGAGUGAGUGCCACUCUUGAUCUCUCCAGUUACACCUGUGACCAGUACAUGUAUGCAUGUGUUGAGGUGUUGAAAACAGGGGCAGAGGCACAAGGUAUAACUCUUGGUGGCUAUCCAAAUGAAAACGAUAUCAUCGGAUGUGAACAGAUCAUGUGUGCAUCAUUUGAUUCGGAAAUCACUAUCACUAGCUACACGGAUGAAAAAAUAGAAUUUACAUGGACUGCAGCUAUUGGGGACUUCAAUGCCUACGAGGUUCGUUACACACCAACUGAUGGUGUCACAAAUUCACCAGCUGUUAUAAGUAGAUCAUUGGACCGUAUGAUGGACCUUGAAAUGCUGAAUUCAGGUCAGCUUUAUACAAUUGAACUUCGUCUGCUGAAGAAUGGUUUAGUGAAAUCAACGGGAGUGGUUACAGCAACGCAACGGACUAAGCCUGAGUCUGUGUCCAUCCAAGCUGAUAGUGGAACAACGCAAGAGAUUCAACUGAGCUGGAAUGCUGCUGGUGGUAUCUUUGAUGAGUAUAUAAUUGAGUACACUCCAAACACUGGAGUGCCAGCAUCCCCUGCCACCAUACCUAAGGGUGAUACAUCUGUCUUGUUCUCUAACUUAUUACCAGGCCGGGUUUAUCAGUUCGAAAUUUACACUGUGUCCGGGGCUGAAGAGAGUUCCAGAUCAACAGUAAAUUAUGCAACAUUGCCACCAGACAGCACACUAUCAGUUUCAGGCUUCACUACCACAACCGUUAGUCUUAUCUGGUCAACACCCGAUGGUAUCGACCAGAACUAUCAGUAUAGAUUGACAUACAGUCCAGAUGACCCUGUUAACCCAGUCUUGAACAAUCCUGGAGUGAAUUCGUAUACUGUCAAUAACCUUACACCAGGACGGUUGUACACCUUCAGAUUGUCUGUAGUUGCUAUGGAUAGUGGUGAAGAGUUGGUUGGUAAUGAAGGAGUCGUUUCACAGAGAACAAGCCCUAGUCGAGUUACAACGUCAACAGAGACUACUGAAGAAACUGCGUUCACAAUUCAGUGGGACCCAGCAGCUGGUGAUGUAGAUCAAUAUGUGUUGUCCUAUGUCAUACAGGGCUCUUCAAACGUUAUUGACACAACUACAGUUUCAGCAGGCACUACUCUCUCAUUCCUGGCUGGAACUCUGAAUGUGGCUCAAGGUUAUACUGUUACUAUUAUUACAGAAUCUGGAGGACUCCAAAGUGAUCCAUACACAAAAUUAGUUUCAACGCGCCCAUACCCACCUGGAGCAGUAGCAUCAGUUGAUGUGACUGAAAACGAAAUCACAAUCUCAUGGGUGGCAGCCCCUGCUCCUGUCGAUGGCUACCUGAUCUCGUACACACCGAAUGAAAUUGGUAUUCUACCAGCCUCACCAGUCUCUACCUCCGCAACUCAGCUCUCACUCUCCAACAUCCCCCCUCAUACUACCGUUGAGUACACUAUUCAAACUCAGAGGAAUGGCGCCCUCAGUCAACCAGUUGUGUAUCGACAAAGGACUUUUUCUAAAGUGCCAGGCCCUGUGAUGUCAUUUAAUGUGAUCAAAGAUAAGCCGUACCAAGUGUUAGUUUCCUUCAACGCCCCAUCAGAACCAAAUGGCGUCAUUACCGGCUAUGUUAUAUCUUAUUAUGGAACACGUAAUGGCGAAACUCUUGGAGAGUCUUAUUACACAAUCACAGCUCAACCAAACCAUGAGGUAUUCCAGAACAUUGCUAUCUCUGGUCUUACUCCAGGGUACACCUACACUUUCACAAUCACAGCUUCAAACUCAAAGGGUCAGGGAGACCCAGUCACACAAGAUGGCAUCACAUUAGAUAUUGAUCCUCCACUUAUCAAUGUUGAUUCACCUGACCUGGUUAUCGUCACUGCAAGUUCUGACACUACUUUCACUAUUACAAUCAGGAGUGAUUUGUUCUCAGAUCUGAACGGAGCAGUUAUAGCUUUUGUUGUCAUGAUUAGAGAAGUUACAGAUAGUGAAGAUUUGACUAUCCCAGCCCCUGAAGUUUUGCCAACAUACCGGACAAUUGAAGGUAAUGAUGUCUGGGGAAUUUAUCAGUCUGGGCCAAGACGUAGCUGGUUCUCCAAUGGGGUGCAGCGUCGCAAACGACAGGCAGAGUCUAUCGACACUGUUGACGUUGUCAUUGGAGACGAAGACCCUUGCCGAUCAAGUACAGAACCGUGCAAUGGGCCACUUAAAACAGGCACUGCUUGGAGGUAUGCAAUCCGUGGUUAUAAUGAAGAAGGAGAAUAUUCAGACACCGACUGGUCCUCUCCUGUUGUCACAAACCACGAUCCCAAGAUUUUUAACUACAUUGUUGCUGCUACAGUCGGGUUUUUCGUGAUCAUCUUUUUCAUUCUAAUCAUAUGCAUCAUUUGCUCCUGUAAUGAUGAUGACCUAUAUACUUUUAAUGGCAAGCAACCCAUAGAAAACGUUGUGUAUGGAGGACCCUAUAAUACAAACGCUAAUAAUUCAACGGUUGUUGAUGUUCCUCAAUCCAAGAGUUCUACAUCCAGGAGAGGACGCUUUUCAAGACCAGUUGCAAAUACACGGUUUGCAAAUCACUUCAAGUCCAUGAGCUCAACUGGGCGUUACAAGUUUUCCGAUGAAUAUGAAGAUUUAAGAACUAUAGGUCUGGAGCAAACUUCUGUGGCUGGAGAUCUUCCUGAAAACCGAUACAGUAAUCGUUACACCAACAUCUUGCCAUAUGAUCACAAUAGGGUUCAGAUUUCUGGUGCAGAAGACUACAUCAAUGCCAGUUUUAUGACAGGUAUAACUGGUGACAUGGAGUAUGUAGCAACGCAGGGACCAUUACCCGACACCAAGAACGACUUCUGGAGGAUGAUUUGGGACCACAAUGUACCGACCAUUGUCAUGGUUGGUCAGUGCGUUGAACAAGGACGGGUGAAGUGUGACCAUUACUGGCCAUUUGACCAGGACUCAACCAGCUACGGCAAUAUUACAGUCACUAUGACAUCAGAGACAGCAAUGCCUGAGUGGGUCAUCCGCGAAUUUACUAUUGAAAAGGAUGGUGUAGUAAGAGCUGUCAGGCAUUUCAACUACACCGAAUGGCCAGCUCAUGGAGUGCCAAGUGAGACUGAUGCAUUUAUGCGCUUCGUGCGUACCAUACAUGCUCAGUCCUCCCCACAUGCAGGCCCUACUGUAGUUCAUUGUAGUGCUGGUGUAGGCCGAACAGCUGUUUUCAUUGCUUUAGAUAUACUAUCGCAACAAUUGGUGCGUCAGAAACCAAAUGACACCAUUGAUAUCUUUGGCAUUGUUGCGCAAAUGAGGCAAGAACGCUGUUAUAUGAUUCAAACUGAGGCUCAAUAUGUUUUCUUGCACCAAGCAGUUCUUGAUCUACUCCAAGGCAAGAUUUCAGGGAACAACUGGUUUCUAAUGCAGAAAGGUAAGAAUUUAUCAAAUGACUUGGAUGCCAUUCAGAUGGAAGCAAAUAUCCUAGCAUAAGCAAUUAUGGACCUAGACGACCUCAUCCAAUCCAAAAAGAGGAAGUGAUCAUUGUGGCUUUGGAACAGGAACAAACACUUCAAAUGAAUCUAUGCAUUAAGUGUAGCAUAUUGUAAACAUAUAGUUCAGCAUGUCGUAUCUGUGGAUUUUUAUCAUCACAGUUACACAUCACUGUCAUACAUCACUUGUAUGCUAAUAAUGAGCUUAACUUUUGCCACAUAAUCUUGACAUGUGGGAAUAAUUUAUUUUUUUAUAAAAAAUGACAAAUUAAAUUCAUAAUGUGUUAACUGUUUAUAUAAUAUUUAUAAAUUUGUUUUUUUAGCUUUUUAAAAAUACUUUGACACUAUUAUUAAUGACUGUUUUUUUUAUGUAUCUAGUAAUAUUUGUUUUUUAUUUGUUUUUUUUUAAGUCAGAUAUUAUUUUCGUAUCUCAUAUUAACAUAUAUGAAACCAGGGUUUUUUUUUAUCCUAAUUUUAAUGCUGGUAGUAAUGAGAGUAAUACAGUACUAUGUAACUGGAAUAUGUAAUUUGAAUCUAACAUUGUUAAUUUGAAGAUGACAAUCCAAUAUGAUUUUCCCUAAAAAACUGUAGUUUUAGAAUAUUUGUUUAGUAGUUUUGGGAUCUGAAUUUGAAUCAAAAUGUUAUAUUUGAUUUUGGAACUUAAACUUAGUAUACAGUACCGAUCACGGGCAGUGCACUUUUUGCCCAUGUUUGAUAGCGGGCAUGGCGUUCCACAUCCACCAACUGCCUGUGCAGGCUAAGCCAGCCCACAGUCAAGAUUUUAGAAAAUAAAAAAGAAAAUUAUUAGUGAUUUAAACGUGCCCACAGUCUGGACUAAAGCACACAAUAUGCUAUGUCAUAUAUGUCAAUACAUACAGGUAGGUCAAUACAUAGGGUAUGCAUAAAAGGAACAUACUAUAGAGAUGAACCUAACUGUUUUAUACAGUAUACAAAAUUAUUUUCCGAUAUCUUAAUAUAUUAUAGGUAUAAAUAAAAAUAUAAAAUAGAUAAGAAAAAUAAAUUAAUAAUUUUGGACUUGCGUUAGUCUUGAGGAAAAAAAUCCUGCUAUCACAGGAAAUGAACAAACACAUGGUUUCCAACAAACACACAUGUUUAUGUAAGCUUACACGUUUUGGGCACCUUAGCAACAAUAUCCAAGGAGUGGCGCUUUGUGGAAGGUCUAUUGACAGCUCAAUAUUUAGCAAUAAGCUAGGGUAAGGGUGGGAAUUGUGGACAGUAUUCUAUUGGAGACCACCCAUAAUUAAUUGAUUAUACUGACUAGUCGCUGGUUAGCUAAUUAAAUAGUAAUCUGAUAACCUUGAAUUAUGCAUGUAAUUAAAGACCAAUAAUGGUUGUUGAUUAUAAAAAAAAAAAAAAUUUCAGGUGUAUAACUCAAUCCAGAUUUUUAAAAUUUAUGCAAAUAUGCUUAAAGGUCUACAAUUUCCUACCCUUACCCUAAGCAUUUUUUCUGUGGUUUUUAUUCUUAAUGUUAGCUAUUUAUAUAGUGAUUGAUCUGUACAUGGCAUUUAAUUUAAACAUUGAAAAUAGGUAUAUAAAAUUAAUAUUAUUUUAUAUAUUAUUUUAGAUAAAUAAGAUAAAUAUUUUUGUCUUGGGGUUUUAAUGUUCAAACUGGCAGUUAAUGGACAAAUAUAGAUAAUUUUGUAAUAAUAUGCAUUUAUGAUAUAUAAAUAUAUUUUUGUAUGGAAUGUAGAUUGUAAAGGUUUACAUUAGGUCUAGGUAGUUUACCACUGGUUGUAUAUAUAUAUUUAUAUGUUAGGCUGGUGAUGUUAACAAUUCUCCACUCUUCAAAUUUAACAGAUAAUUAUGCAAUUUGAUAAUUUUCUAAGGUAGUAUUACUAUGGUAUGUUAGAGUUACUUAUGCAUAUUAAAGAAUUUACAGUAAAUUA